Molecule: messenger RNA, 386 nt
Organism: Staurois parvus
Lineage: Eukaryota; Metazoa; Chordata; Amphibia; Anura; Ranidae
Source: the annotation of a GenBank genome assembly
GCAAGCGUCGUCAGGCAGGCCGGGUCAAUAUCAAUUGGGCAGGUAGGUACAGGGGGAGCAAGCAGAGAAUGGUCGGGGUCACAGGCCAGGUUCAGCAGGUAGCAAGCAGCGUAGUACAGAGGGUCAAGCAGAGGGAUGGUCAGGAAUCAGACAGGAACAGAGAGCAGGAACAGGAUACAGGGCCCAAGAGAAACACAACACCAAGGCAGAGUCUGUGGGUCUGGCCAUCCCUUAAAUACCCCAGCAUCAUCAGUUCCAGGUGUUAGCUGGCUGAAAGGUUGAGUCUCUGAUUGCUGGGGAGCACCCGCUGGCCAGCCCUGGUACUGCAGAUCAAAAGGCAGGUGAGUCCCACCAUUGCUGGCCAGUCCAUUCCUAACAUAUUGUUU